Schistosoma haematobium is the source of this 18191-nucleotide messenger RNA. RefSeq lists its product as uncharacterized. The record is from RefSeq and is a predicted model, not a curated record. NCBI's taxonomy places the organism in Eukaryota, Metazoa, Platyhelminthes, Trematoda, Strigeidida, Schistosomatidae. The transcript has 7 exons. The coding region runs from base 12703 to 16029 and encodes 1108 amino acids.
CGAAACCCGGGUCCAGGGUUUCCUGUUGACUACCUCCAACCACCAUCUAAAUGUUAAUUGUCUCAGAUGUCAUUGUUCCUGCAUUUCUAUACCAAUUACUUUCUGUGCCUGUUCUUUCGUUUUUCGAUCUUCUCGACCUUCUGCUACCAGACAUUCUAUUCCCGACUGGCGUUUUAAAAGCGCUUCAUAUCUUUCUUUCUACGGACUAAUUCUUUCUUCCUGUAUUAUGUCCUUAUAUGCAAUCUUUCUUUUUUUUAUAUUACCACCAAUUAGUUAACUACUUCUAUGAAUCCGAUGUUCAUCUUGUUGUGCUAAUGAAGUGUGGCAACUUGGACCGAUGCACAUCUGUGCCUGGUCCUACAUUGUAGCUGACUGACUGGCUGACUGACUUAUACUACUUAUGUCUAUAUAAGUAGCACACACCACAGUGAAUUGAAUUGUAUCGUAAUCAUUUGUUUAAUGCUCAAUGUGUUUUUUGUCUUUUUAAUACAAUUAUGGUGUUUUAAUUUUUGUAGGGCAGUAGAGGGAACUCUUUUGCUAUGUUUAAUCGAGCCAUGUUAUGAUUAUAUUCACUACUAUUAUGAAUAGACAUACAUUCUAUAAUGGAAUUUUGAUUAUUGGCAGACGAAGAAAUUUAUGUAAAUCAACUACCGUUUAAUUACUAUCAGAUUUGCACACUAAAAUUGAUGAGUAUUUUUUUCAGUCAAUAACAAUAUAGUUUAUGUUACAGACUGGCCAUUAGUUAAACAACCAUAGAAAACCAAGUGGUAUGGCUGGAUAGCUAUUUCGUCCUACUAUGGGACUCCGCACCAAUAUGUAUCCCUAAUCUUACCAACAGAGAUCGAACACAGGAUCUUAAAAUUUCUCAGUGAGUGUGUGCCAAUGAAAACUACCAGAUUGGUAUUCAGUGGUGAACAGCUCAAUUGGUGCUCAAAAGGGUGUUUUAUUUCCGUUCAGGUCGUAUUAUUUAUUGACAGAAUGUAAAGAACCCUCUGAAUAUUUUCAACUAUGUGGUCCUGAACCUACAGGCCCUGGCACGGCCAUAAGGGAGUCAGCUCUUCCACUCGAAAUGUUUCAUAUAUCCACGUGAAUACAGCCACUCCCAUGAAAGUCCUACUCACUGGUCUCUCGCUGCAGGAGUGUUGUUUCCGAAAUGGAGAAGACGAAAAGAGAAUAUCCAGCGCAUUAGCCGGGUUGGUGGACGCAGAAGGUCCAUUUAGGUUAAUUGGUGCACAUGAACUUCAGGAUCUUGAGGGAACAAUGGGUGUAUGAACCUGUUGUUGGCCACCGGCUACCAUGUGACUGCAUCGCCUAGCGUUGAUCCACUGUCCUGUGGGUUACACCUGUAGGUCAGAGGCUUGAGGAGUAGCACCUGAAGAAAACCACUUGUUUCGGCUUGAAUGCCCGAUCAGUAUUACAACGCUCACACAAAUGGAAUGAUCUGUUUGAUGCAUCUAUACCAGUAUUUAUGUGUUUAAAUAAAUAAAAUCAAUUCCUCCCAAUGAGUUCUGAAAGCCUUAAGCUGAAUAUUAUCAAUUCAUUUGUCGACUAAUAAACAGAUAUAUGUCAUUAAUUUGCACUGAUUGCCCAGUUUGCUGAAUUCAUUAACAAUCGUGAAAUGAAAUGGUUUUAUUACGAAUUAGAAUCCACCGGAACCCUGUCAAUUGAUACUUUGUCCCAAGGUCUUAUUUUGUUUAGAAAUUAUGUCUCUGCACUUUCAAAGAGUUUCAGCUAAUGUUAAAACAGCUACCUAGUGUUUUUCUCUAUUUGUGUGUGGUAAUUACACGGUUUAGUGUCAUGUUCAUGGACAAAAUUACCAGUGAAAAUGAUUACGAAGUUUUCAGUUCAAACGAAGAUUACUGAAAAGAAACAGAGUCUUUUUACUUAGGAUAAAAUCAUUAACCAAUGUUUUCUAGUUUUAUAUAAGUACUCUAAGAGAAAGUAAUCUAUGAAGAACAUAACUAACAGACAUUUUUCUCAAAUCGAAUAAGUUUGAUUAGGGUGUAAACUAAUAAAUAAGUCGAUCAGACUAUGACGUAAUUAGAGAUAAAGUUGUGCUUUUGAACAGAGGUGAUUGUGGCUAGCAGUGAGAUCCAAUACACGCGUUUCAUCCUGUCUGGGACUCGUCAGCUGGAUAGUCACAAGUCCACCUAAAUUUAUGUUCAUUAUGAUUAGAAAUCGGCCUAUAUGUUCUAUUAGUUAAAUGGAUAACGGUGAACAUAUGCUUUAUCGACGUAAUUAAUGUCUUUCUAUCUGUUUUAUGGAUUAUUAGUCAGUGUUUUCUUAGUAGAGCAUUGGUCGUUGAUAAAAGCAACGCUUUUGUUGAACAAAAUUAAUUCUAGUAUCCAAUAAUGUCUAUUUAGUUUGUUAUAUAAAUAAGUAUGCUGAGGUUAUUAUAUUACAAGUUAAUUUUACAAAUUUCAAAAUAAAUCAAUCUUAACUCCUUAAAAUUUACUCCAUAUCAGUCGUAAAGCAUCUGUUUAAAUUUGUCAAUAGAUCACAGAAAGUUCCCAGGUAUCAGACUUCUUGGGUGUUUCAUCUGUUCACGUUUUGUUACAGUUGUGUGCUUAGACUGUUCGGUUGUCGGUCGUGCACAUGUUUUUGGUGUUUGCUGGCAUUUUGUAGGUUGGUUUUAACUAGGCGAUAUGCAUCGGUAUUGCAUCACCCCAACAUUCCGUCGACGACUUAUUGAUGAAGGGUUGUAGAAGAGUUUUGAUGGUUCUGUUUGUUCUUUCCACUAAGCCGUUACCUUCCAGGUGGUAUGCGGUAGUCUGUGUUUUCUGGAUUCCUAGUAAUUGGCAUACCCGGGCGACGAGAUGGCUUUCAAAAGCUGCACCUUGGUCAGAAUGAAGUGAGACUGAGGCGCCGUAACGGGAGACCCAAUGAUCAAUAUAACUUCGAGCGAUUUUGAGGGCAUCUUGUUGUGGUAUAGGAGUGGCUUCACACCAUUUGCUAAAAUACUCUACCACCACCAGUAUAUAGUGGUUUCCGUUCUUCGACGUUGUAAGUGGCCCCAUAAUAUCGAUACCAGCUCGUUGAUGUGGACCUUCUGUCGUCACUGGAAAUAACGGGGAACGGGGUAUUUGUUGAGGAUAAUUGAUGACAUAGCACAUGCCAAAAGGUUUGCAGAAUUCUGCUAUGUCUUCAUGUGUGCAUGGCCACCAAAACCUCUGGUAAAUCGCAUGUCCUGUCUUCUGGUGUCCCGAGUGCCCGAGUUAUCGGUGCACCUGCUCCACAAUAUUAUGAACUUGUAUACGUGGUACUAUCAACGAUGGCUGUUUUGACUCACUGACCAUAAAUAACGUGUCCCCACAAAAUCUCAGAGACCGCCAGGCGUUUAUCCUAAAAUUUUAGUUCAUCACUAAUUAAUUAGAAACUACAAGAAACUGAACACAACUCUAUGAUAUCAUCAACAUAAGAGGUUGACUAUCGUUUGGGUUUCGAACUGUUAUUGUAUUCUUCACGGGUCUCAUUAAAAUGCUUAUUCCACCUGUAAAAAGCUGGUUUGUUUUAGUACACCACCUCCAUAUAUAACGCGUUAGUGUUUCAUGGAUUUCCCGAGAGCAUUUUUCUCUAAAUUAUACCAGAAAUGUAUUGAUAACCCUAUUUCCUAGUUCGUAUAUUUACUCGACAGGUCAUAUAUUUACUUUGGGAUGAAGUUUAUCUUGUUAUAAGUUACAAAAAUUCCUAGUGAUGGACUCCUUAGCAAUUCGUAUCCAUGACUCCGUAAUCUAGAAUGGAACAUCUUAACAUUUGAUCCAGCAUUCAACGAUAUUAAAGUUAGUUCGAUGCCGAAUCAGUGAUGUAGAAUUAAAAUUCCAGGUUUCAAAGGUACUGUGGAUCCUCACUGUUGGGAAGUCUUCUAGUCAAACAAAACGUGCACUCAGUGAUAUUAGAUUUUCAAUGUCUAUCUAACUUAAAUCAGGUUCAUUAUCUCAAUAAUUUUUUUUUGUUUUUCGAAAUAUCAUUGUCUUGUUUUAAAUACACAAUCAUUUUUUAAUUUGGACUUUAGACGCGUACUUGUUUUAUUUGUCUAUUUAUUUAUACUACAAAAACAAUUGUGAAAUAAAAUGUAAUUCGCUUUUUCAUUGUUAUUCAAGUAGAAUCAUUAGUCAAUUCUCAUUGUACAUCAUGCACAUAUCCGCCCCCCCCCAAUAUAUAUUUAUGUACAGACCAAUAUAUAUCUUGUAAAUAAAUAUCAUAAUUACCAAGUGAGUUAGAAGAGAGAGAGAGAGAGAGGGAGUGAGGGUGAUUGAAACUAGAUAUGUAAGAAAUACUCAGUGAAAAUAACUAUCAUAAUAAUGAUACAUGUGAUUUGCAAUGAUUAAUUUGCUAUGAUGCUUAAAUUACAUAAAUACAUAAUUGUUCCAGUUAAAAUGAUUGUUACAUUGAAAAGAAAGAAACGAUAAUUUUGUUUAUUCUUGGUAUUUAUCAUGAAUUAACAUGGAUUUGGGGGAUAUUAUUAAUGCACACGGUUCAUUGUACAUAUGCUUCAUGCUAGAAUGAGACUCCUCAGCAGUGCGUACUAACAAUCUCAGCGGGGAUCGAACCUAAUUACCUUCAGGUUUCACGGCCAAGUUCGAGAGGAAUUUGUGAAAGUUCUAGUGAAAAUUCGAGGCGAGUGCUGUUCAACCGUGUCGGGUAUGAGACAGUUACGUUGCUAAGGUAUUCCAAAUAGUUUACAAAUAACGAAAUCUUUUGUUCUAAUUCUUUUUUCCAGAAGCAAUUAAUAUUAAGCAUUUUCAAGUUGACGUAUAAAUACAGAGUGAAAAGCAUGAUAAACCUAACUUUUUCAUAAUAAAUUCUAACUGUAAUUCAACUGAAUAAGUUUUAGAAAGAUAGGUUUAUUUUUAGGUUAAAUUCGUCUCAGAUUUAUAUUAGUUUGGGGAAGCAUAGGUUUUUGUCAGACGAAGGUUUGAACAGACAAUUUCACACUGAUUGAUAACUGAUCGAAUAGGAAAUUCGUCAGUUCAAUGUUUAUUUUAAAUUAUCAAUGGAUGCCGGCUCAGUGAUCUAGAGGUUAAGCGUUUGCGUGCGAGACCAAUAGAUCCUGAGUUUGAAUCUCGUUAGGCGCAGUUGCCAAUGCGCACCGCUAAGGAGUCCUGUAAUAGGACGAAACGGCUGUCCAGUGCUUCCAGGUUUUCCAUGGUGGUCUAGCUUUAAUUGUCUCAUGAUCUCAACUGUUAAAAAUAUCAUUUAUUUGUUUAAAGAAAAAAAAACAAUAACACUAAUUCAUUUUUAUUUACUUUAUAGCUGAUGAACUUGCCACAUUUGUUGCACAGAUCACUAGAAAUUUACAAGAAAUUGAAAAAAACACGAAAUUAUCCUUGAAUAGUAAUCAAUCGGAUAUGAACAACAGCAAUGAUAUGAUGUUGAAGACUUCGACAUCUAUCGACCAAUCACAAUUAAAUACUACACAUUCAUCAUUGUAUUUGAAAGCCGCCAAUAAUAAUGAUCAAGUUACGCAUCUUUCAUCAGGUAAUUAAAGCAAGCCAGAGGAACACAGUUGUUUCCAUUAAAUUAUAUAUAUAUAUAUAUAUAUAUAUAUAAGCAUUAAUAUGAUGUUUCAUAUAUUAUUUGGAUUGUCCUCGUGUUAACAUUAAUUGUAAUAUGAUUGAAGAGAAAAACUUAAUAAGUAGUUUAAUAUAAUAAGAUAGAAUAUCAGUAAUGGAAAGGUAUUUGUUUUAAUUUCUUUAGUUGCAAUUUUGCUGAAUCUAAAUAUUUUGUGUCGUUCAUGCUAAUAGUGUGAUCUUAUCUGAGCACUUUAUCAUUAUGUUUUUAUACAAAAGUAUUCAUGCAGUAUAGCCACCGAAGUAAUAACUAAUAAUAAUCAUUAUAUUGAUCGCCCUAUAAACUAAAUGGUGUAUAUUGUGAUAAUUAUGUAUAGAAAGAACUAUUUUGUCACCGACCAUUUCAUAAUCAUCUGGAAAAGUUGAUAAAGUUUGGUCUAAAUGAUGCAUCUUUUUAUCUUGUAAUAAAUGUGUAGUGAACGAGAACUUCAGUGAGGAUAACUAAAUUUAUUUGAGUAUAAAAUUACAGAAUCUCUUAGUAAAAUCUGAGAAGCAUACAGUAAAUACGUCAUUUGCAAAGUGUCAAUUAAUCGUUUCAGACUUGAUUGUUCCUUCUUUUCUACACCAAUCAUUCUCUGUUUUCAUUCUCUUCGAUCUUCUUAACAUUCUACCACCAGGCAUUUCAUUUUCAUAAGAAAAAAGGAACAAAGACAAGUAUAUUGUAAUUCAUGUAUUGAAAAUCUGAUGAAAAAAAGUGGUUGCAGCAUCUGAACUGAUAGAAAAUUUUCAUCAUUAAAGAUGAAUCGACAGGUCCAGGCUACAGAAGUUUAUCGUAAUGUUACACAACUGGUGCUGAGAAUUUGUUACCGAUGCACAAUUUAUAAUAGUGAAUAUUGUUAUUAUGAUCAUAGAAGUCAGAAUAGUUUAACGAUCUGUCUGCAGUGCAUCAAUAAAGUAGCAGUCCUAACAAAGGAACUAUUUGAUACUGAAAAAUAAUCAGCAAAUAUUUUCCCCAGUAGUUGAAAUCAUGAGUCAUUUGAAGCUAGAACACCAUGGAAAACCUAGAAGCACUGGAAUACCGUUUCGUCCUAAUAUGGGACUUCUCAGCAGUGCGCAUCCACGAUCCUGCCUCUCGAGAUUCGGACCCAGGACCUAUCAGUCUUGCGCGCGAGCUCCUAACCAUUAGACAACUGACCCGGCAUCCAACGGUGGUAAUGUCAACCAAUCUACGAAAUUGCGCCACCGUCACUAUUGUUUUCAGUGAGUUGAUGAGCACCGCUGAAGAGUCCUAUAAUAGGACGAAACGGCCAUCCAGUGCAUCCAGGUUUUCCAUGGUGGUUUAACCUCAAAGGACUCAUGAUUUCAAUUAUGGCAAUUGGUAAAAUCCCCACAAACUCCUUCUGAAAAAAAAUAUAUCUGGACUAUUUUGUCCUAGUUUGUUGCUCCUCAGCAAUGCGAUUCCGAAACCUCAUCGAUUAUAGGGUCAAAGAUUUCGAGGUCUCAUUGAUAACUUCGUAAAGCAGUUCGGGAUUUCUUGUGACAAGCUGGAACAAGCGGAUUUCAACUUUAUGGGAUGAAUGAAAGUUAUUAGCAAUGGAUGAAGGUAUUCGUUAUCACUAACUUAUUGAAAUUUGACAUAUAAACCAUUGGUCGCUGGUUUGCAGGUAAAGUUCUUGCCGAGAGACUAAAAGAUCUUGAGUUUGUUCGUCUGUAACGCUUGAUCAUAAAUGAAUGCUGCUGUGGAGUCCAUAUUAAGGUAAAAUACCCGUCCAGUGCUUCAGUCUUAAUCUAACAUAGGUCAGUUUGUCAUCUAAAUGAUUUCCAACAAUCUCCACGAACUCUAUCAUAUUUGUGAGUUUUCCAGAUUGUGACAAUAUUAUUUAUUGAAUUUAACUACUUUGUGUAAAAGUAGAUAUUACUUAUAACUCACUUACUUAUUUACCCCUGCUACUCCUCGUGGAGGAGCAUAGGCCGCCCACCAGCAUUCUCCAUCCAACCCUGUCCUGAGCAAUCCUCUCCAGCUCUUUCCAGUUGUUAUUCAUCCUUUUCAUAUCUGCUUCUAUUAUCCAACGUAAUGUGUUCUUUGACCUUUCUCUUUUCCGCUUCCCUUCAGGAUUCUAAGUUAGCACUUGUCUCGUGAUGGAUUUUGGUGGUUUUCGUAUUGUACGUCCUAUCAAUUUCCACCGUCUUUUCCUAAUUUCUUCUUCAACUAGAAGCUGGUUUGUUCUCUCCCAGAGAAGGCAUUUGCUGAUGGUAUCCGGCCAAUGGAUGUUGAGUAUCUUGCGUAGACAGCUAUUUAUAAAUACUUGUACCUUCUAAAUGGUGGUUGUUGUUCUCCAAGUUUCAGCUCCAUACAGUAGAACUGCCUUGACGUUCGUAUUGAAGAUUGUGACUUUGAUAUUGGUUGAAAGUUGUUUUGAGUCCCAUAUGUUCUUCAAUUGUAGGAAUGCGACCCUUGCUUUGCCAAUCCUUGCCUUUACGUCUGCAUCUGAACCUCCUUGUUCAUCGAUGAUGCUUCCCAAGUACAUGAAGGAUUCCAUAUCUUUCAGAGUUUCGUCAUCAAGAAUGAUUGGAUUGCUGUUCUCCUUUUUGAAUUUGAGGACCUUGGCUUUCCCUUUGUGUAUGUUGAGGCCCACUGAUGCAGAGACUGCUGCUACUCUAGCUGUCUUCAUCUGCACUUGUUUAUGUGUAUGCGAUAGGAGGGCUAUGUCGUCUGCGAAGUCCAAAUCAUGUAAUUGGUUAUGAGCAGUCCAUUGUAUGCCGUAUUUUCUCUCAGAUGUCGAGGUCUUCAUAAUCCAGUCGACCACAGGAAGAAAAAGGAAGGGAGGAAGUAAACAGCCUUUUCUGACUCCGGUCCUUACUUGGAAUGCACUGUAUUACUUAUAAGAAACAUAUUCAAAAGCACUUCAAUUAUUUUUUUUCAUGAAAUUCAAUGUUAUUCAAAACGUGUCUGAAAGUCAUUUGGACGGGAUUUCACAAGAUCCAGUCCAAUUAAUCCUUUCGAUUUUUUGUUAAAUUCAAGAUGUUUGUUGGUGUAUACCAAAAACAGUAUACUUCGUCUUAUUUAUUCAAAUAAUUAUAGGUUAUUUUUACUAUUAUUACCUUAGAUUUUGUGAAAUUUGUUGACAAUGAAUUAAUCACAUCAGGAAUUGAUAGUAGUUCAACUAUCAUUGAAAACCGCGAAGCAGCAGAAAGCUGUUUCGUACACAAAUGACACUCUCUGGCAGUGAGAACUCAUGCUAGUGGGAUGUAGGGUGAGUGUUUCUCUCUAUUUGGAACUCAUCGGCUGUGCAUACCUGUAUUUCAGUCUGUUAUGUACAUUAGACUCAAACCCAGUACUUUCUUUAUCAAUAGUCAAUCCGUUACCGAUUAAGCUACUAAAUUAUUCAACAGAAAUAAAGUUAUCAGUAAGGGUUUGUAAACUCCUGUUGUUAAUAUUCAGUACUAGAACUGAUCAUUCACUGUCACUUUAUGAACUUACUGUGGAGAUUAUCUUGUCAAUAUCGACUCGUUUAUGUUUUUUUAGUUUGGUUGACUGAAUUCAUAGAGUAUUGCUAAAUUUCAUAGCAUUGCUAACUUUAUCAGCAUAUUUCGUCUCAGAUUAGUCCUAUUUGGGCUAGCAUUGAAAAUCAUUCAGUAAAGGACAACUGUUUCGUACUAGCCUAAGAUUUCUCAGGAGUGCAUACUCACAACCCUAAACCCAGGGAUCUAAUCCCAGCCCAGCAGUUCUUAUGACGAAUGUACAGCCGUUAGGAUCAUUGGGUUUGUUGUCUAUUGAUACAUGUAUCAAACACCAAUCAAUUUACAAUUUGGCACUAUUGUCAUGCAACAGCAUUAGUCACAUUUUCUGACUAGGACUCAUUAAUAAUUAAAUCACUACUGAGCUUUUUAUUAGUAGUUUAAACCAAACCAUAACGAAUUCAUUUGGAUUUUUAUCGUUUUUACAAAUGUUUGUAUGUUCAUCUCAGUAGAUUUCAUUUCCUGGGCCGUGAUUAACUGUUAUGCAAACAAACGUAAAUAUUACGAAUACCUUUUUGGUUUUUCUAAGGCUGAGAUUUUCUCGAUGGUGUUGUAUUGACUGAAUAUAAGACCCGACUUGAAAAUUGAUCACCGACAUAUGUAUUUUGGUAAUAAUUCUUAUUUGGGAAUCAUUUCAUAAGUGUUAAAUUAAGUUAGAAAUAUUAGUAUCUGACUUCUACUUAAGUAUUAAUAAUUAAAUGGCUAUGUAACACUGAAGUGAAACGGUGGAUGCUUACUGACGAGAAGUCACACGCUAGGACGAAACAGCCGUUCAGUGUUUCCAGGUUCUCAGUGGCGGUUUGAUAUUGAUCGAUUCAUGAUCUCGAUCGAAACAUAUGAUUUUUCAAACAUAUCUUGUUUCUGCUGCUUACUUCAAGGAGUCAGAUGGACUGUUAUAGAUGUAACUUCAUUAACGCAUUAAAUGAAUAACAUGGUUCCAAUGAUGUUAUACGACUGUGUAUCUCUAUGUUUUAAAAUGUGUAACAAUGCUGAUAGAGCCUAUUGCUCAUUUUUUCAUCGUUAUUUCAAGGUCACAAUGUGUGUGAGCCUUAAACCAUGAUUUAGAGAGGACAAAAGUUAGUUUAACAAGCACACGUAGACCAAGCCAUCUAUUGUGUCAUCUUAUAUCUCUCAAUAACUUAUCUCCACUAUCAAUUAAUUUCGUUCAAAUUUACCGUUAAUAAUGAGUCAUUAAUGAGACAUUUUCUGAAAUAAAGAAAACAUCUCAUGAAAAGAAUUCAGUGUUUUAAACCAUUUUUCUACAAUCACAUCUCUAUGUAAAUAUAUAAACACACACACACUUUCUCCUCAAUCUCAAUAUUCUGUGGAUAGUAGUAGUAUUUGUGCAGUUCAGUUUUGGCAGAAUACACAUUUAUCGAUGUCAUAAAUGUUGAGACAUUUUAUUUACUUAUCUAAUACAAACAAAAUGAAUCUGGUUUGAUUCUGAUGAUACUUCUAUAGAAUGAUGAUCUUAUGUGUAAUUGUGUAUGUGUAUCACUUUGCUUUCUUACAUGUACACAAUGAUGUUGUGUUUUAAUUGAAUGAAUUAAUAUUGAAGACAAAAUUCGGUGCUUGUCUUUUGAACAUUGAAUAUUCAUGUUCUUAUAUUGGUAUGUUGAUAUGGUGUGGUAUAUGUCAGUUUAUUCUCAUUAAAAUAAAGAGUAUUUUUAUUACGGAAUAAAAGUAACUACAAAAUAAUCUACGUAUAUAUUGAAUACUGAAUGUAAAGUAAAUGAUACUUGCUAUGUCAAUUCUCAUUUAUCAAUAAGGGGUUGUAGGGAUUAUUGAAUUUCAUUUAAAUCAUGAAAGGAUUUCUACAAGCCUUUACUGAUAUUUAUUAUGUUUUAAUUAGUGCGAGGAAAUUUCUGAAGUUCUUGUAUUAAGUCGUAAUUGGUGGAGUUGGACUGUAUUGAGUGUGAUGCAGUUAUCCACCAAUGACAAUGGAAGAUGGUCACGCCAUGUCCUGGAUUGAUUGGAGUUAAACAUUAACAUCUUUAGAUGCUGAAUCGGUGGUCCAGAGGUUUAACGUCUUCGAGAGACCAACAGCACUGAGUUCGAAUCACACGUGCGGGAUUGUAGAUUCGCACUUCUGACGCGUCCUAUAGUAGGACGGGACGGGCGUUCAGUGCUUUCAGGUUUUAAAUAAUAGUGUAACUUGGAUCGGUUCAUGAUUUCAAUGAAAUUCUCAUUUAAUUUCUAAUGAUCUGUGUACAACAAUUUUCGGUCAUGGUUAUUCGGUGAUAAAGCAACAAAUAAUUAAAUUAAUUAACAGUAAAUUGUUUGAAUUAUACUGUGAUUAGUAUACACAAUUGUAUUUUGAUCAGUUAUUGUAAGCAUAUAUGUGUGCAUCAUGUGUUAAUCACGUUGAUGUAGCCAUGAUCAUAAUCUUUACUAAUAACAAUAUAAACAUAAGAUAUUUUAACUAGUUCGUUGAUGAGUGAAAUAAAUAGUUCAGCGCACAACACAUUGGAUAUUUGAAAUGAAAGAGGUUUCUGGUUUGCAGUCUCAAUAUAAAAAUCAAUAUUGGGAUGCCGGUACACGUAGCUAACUAGCUAUCUCUGAAUAGAACGAAAUGCAUAUAUUGAGUUUUUCGGCUAUCUAUAAUUCAUCUAUUCUAUUGAAAUCACAUUUUUAUUUUGUCGGUUAACUGACAACAAUUCGAUUUCAUUUGAGGUUGGGUGGGCGGUUGGGAUUGAAAAUCAUUAAGCAAUCGAUGAUAAUGGUCUUGUCGUAGUCAGAAACUUUUCAACAUAAUACUAAUUAAAAAAAUAGUUCUUGCAAGUUGUUUAAUCAAACUACAAUAAUUUCAUGUCAAUGAAGUAGUUCAAUUGAGCUAAGAACUUGACCGAAAUCCUUAGAUAAUCAUAACAACAUUACCAUCAAUUAAUAACCAACCAAUACUAGUGUAAUUGCUCAUUUUCAAUAAACUAAUCAGUGCUACCACCCACCCACCCAACACCACAUUUUCUUUUAUUGUAAAAUUUGUAGUCUAUCUAGAUCACGUUGAAGCAACAUUACUUCGUAGUUGAAUGAUGGAUUUAUAAAAUCCGUGUACAGGGUUUCUUUCAGGCAGUCCAAAGUGUUUGUUUCUCUAAAAAUUAUUUUUCAUUAGUGUAAGGUGUUCGUGAAGAUUGUUGAGAUUUUUAUAGUAUACAUUACGAAUAAUAACUGUAGUUAGACAAUCAUUCACACUAAGGAGCAUUAAAUAACUGUUCCAUUCCAAUUGCGUAUUCACAACACAUCCGGGUAUCGUACCUAAGACCUUUAGAGCAUACGACAUAUCAAAUUUCAACUAAUUCACGAUAUUAUUUUCUACUUUGGCCUGAAAUUCUAUUUGUUCACUUUUCAACUAUACUACUAACAAUAAUAAUAACCCCAUUAUUAUCUUUCUUUUUUUAAGUAAAAUAACUUAUCAUGAUAGGAUGGUAAGUUCAUAUUGGUAAAUACUUUCAAUGUGUCUGCAGUUGCCUUAGGCUCUAUACUUGGAAUAUUAAUAUUCCUUUUGGCCACUCUUCUUGUCGUCUAUAGUCUAAGGCAUAAAUUAUUUGAACAUUAUCAUAAAACUAUUGAUCUAGCUGCAAUUUCAUCGUCGAAUCGUCUUGGUUCCUGUACAUUGGGAACAUUUAGUAGAUCUAAAGAUACUUUAUUAUUUCCAACAUGUAAAAAAUCUCUCAUGUCAUUCCAUAACAAUAGUAACAACAACAACAACCAUAAUCACACAAUUUUCACCAAUGGAAAUCUCUUCAAAUCUGAUCCACAUUUAUUGAGUCAUAAUACAAUCAAUGAAAGUUUCCCAGAUUUUCAGAAUACAGCACAACAACAACAACAACAAACAUUUUCACUUCAUUCAUCAACUGUUUCGGGUGUGAAUAGAAAACCGUCAAAUAUUGACUUUAUUACAGAUGGUCAUUUACCACCAUGGCGUAAUUCUUUUAUGAAAAGAAAUCACAAAACGCCUACUGCUAUUUCAGCAUUAACAUUGGUACCAAAUACACCGAAUUCAGAUCGUCGACAGAUUAUGAACUCAUUACCAUGGCUACGGACAAAUUCCACAUCUCAUAUUAGCAGUAAUAAUGGUGCUCCCUCUUCCUUUAAUCAUAAUGCUAAUCAUACUAAUAGUACUACUAAUACUAAUAAGAAUAAUAACCAUUCAAGAUUUGGAGCAUCUAGUGAAACAAUUCUAUUUUCGUCAUUGAAUCCACCGAAUGGUAUGCCACGUUCAUGGUGGUUACCAUGGCGUAGAAGUAUGCGAAAAAAACGUCGAUUAUAUACACAGUUACAAAGACGUCAGGAAAUUCAAUCAUUAUCUCAACGGGGUCUUUUAGAAUCAUCUGGUAGUUUUUUAGGGAAAUCCACUCCACAAUUACCAAAUAAUCGUCAUUUAAUGACAUCAUCAAAUAAUAGUGGGCUAUUGGUGAAUGACAAUGUUUCAAGAUUUGGUACAACUGCUGAACCAUCAUUACCUGCGAUACCUAUAUCAUCAUCGCCAUCAUCAACAUCAUCGUUAUCAAACAAGGAAGAAUUGAUUCAUCAACAUCCAUACUCAACUCAUAUUUUUUUAAGAUCGGGAAGAUCUGGCAGUGAAAGAACACGACAAAGUACAAAGACGUUGAUCACGACCACAGACAACGGUAGUAAUUCCGGGAUAGUUAGCGCUUUAUACGCAAAUGAUGAUCAAGCGAAUUCACCAAGUUAUACAAAGUAUCCUAUGAAUUUGCCAAAUAAUAAUAAUAGUAAUGGAGACAAUACAUCACUGUCUAUUUAUCCCAAGACUAAUUCAAAUAUACAAUCUAUUUCAUGGAUCAAUGUGAAUGAUAAUGAUUUACCAUGGAAAUUUACACCACCAAGUAGAAAUAGUUUUAGUAAUGGUAUUCGACGAUUAUCAUCAUUUUUUCGUAGUUUUAAUCAAAGUAACGGAUCAUUUACACCACCAAGAUAUCAUAAUAACAAUAAUAGUAAUGGUUAUGGAUUAUCUUAUAAAAAAUCAUCUUUAAGGUCUUCAUCAUUCAAUACAUCACGUACAGAGAUGAUGCCAUCAAUGCCAGUAUUACCUACAUUUAACUAUUUGACUACACCAAAUAAUAAUAAUAAUAGUGGUAAUAUUGUACCAUUGACCAGUCAUUAUCCGGUCAAUAAACAACAUUUUGAUUCAUUUCGAUUAAAUGGUCGUCAUGUUACUCAUCCGUUGAUGCAACCAGCUUUGCAAUCAAUGUCAGAAUCGAAGGAUUUACACAGAAAACAUAAUUAUAUCGAGAAUAUGUGGAGUACUCAAACAGUAAAACUAUCAUUAUUUCAUCAAGAUGCUUAUCAACACCAAACUCAUCAUACUAUGUAUAGCAGUGGAGAUGAACACACUACCAUCAAUGAUAUGUUAUCACGUAACACAACAAAAACUAGUUUACAAGGAAGUAGUCGACUAGAUUCCUUACUAUCCACAGAAUUGAUUGAUUUAUGCAACAAUAACAAUGGGUGUAGUAGUAGUAAUAAUAAAAAUAUUGUAAAGAAUGAUCCAUUGGCUAAAUUAAAUUCUACUUCAGUGACAGUAAAGCAAACGGUACCGAAUUCAAUGUACAAUAGUUCACUAAGUUAUAAUAAAUUUGAUUAUAUUGAAAAAGAUGAAUUAAAUCAUUUACCAUAUCUAACAACUGAUCCUUAUUUGGAACCUGUUUCACUGAAACGAAGACAACAACAAGAAAAACAACCGGAAAAUUUGAUAAAUACAGAGAAAAUCAAUCUCAUUGAUCAUUAUAAUGAUAUAGAUCUCGAUACAGCAGUGAACGAAAAUGGUGAUUUAAUCAAAUUAAAUAAAUGUGAUCAACAUCGUGCAGUUCAUAGUGGAACAAGUUCAGCAAUUAGUUCAUUAGUAUUUGCUGAUGAUUCUGAUCUUUCUAAAGUGUCAGAAAAUUCAAUAAAAAGUCGAAAAUCUGAUCAAUAUAGUUCAUUACACAUGAUCACAUCACAAACUGUAUCAUCAAAUGAAACUAAUUCAAUGAAUAAUAAUCCUACAAUAGAUGUUACAACGGUUAUUACCAAUAUUUGUACUACUACUACUACUACUACUACUACUACUACUACUACUACUACUACUACUACUACUACUACUACUACUACUACUACUACUACUACUACUACUACUACUUCUACAACCUACAUUUCAAUUCCCACUGCUACAGCAAUUGUUUCUAACAGUGAUGACAUUGUUGUUCUACCUCGAGUGAAAAACCCAAAUAAUAUUGAUUAUGUAACUUAUGAUGAAACACGUUCGUAUGAUAAGAAAAAUAACCGAUUUACACUGAAUAAAAUUACUGGACAACAACCAUAUUCAAUUGAUUAUGACCGUAAUCCGUUGAAUACAGAUAACAAACUUGUAGCUGGAACACUAACAAAUGCAUCAGCAUUGUUGUCAUCAGAUCAUGAAGUUCAACGUAGAAUCAAUACAAUGAAAGGUGAUUCUGAUUCACGCCCAUUAUCUGAUGCAAUGAUUAGCAAUCAUUAUUAUGAUUUAAAUCGUAAUAUAAAUUAUCAAGAAAUAUCAAUGGAAUCAUCAUUACAAGAAGAGGAAAACAGGGAUUCUAAUCAUCAAUUAUUAUACAAAUCUCAUCCACCAUUACCACCAUUAUGGUCUAAUAAUAAUCAUGUGCAACAUUUUAAUAAAAACCAUGUUAUUACUGCCACUACUACUACUAAUAAUAAUAAUAAUGAUAGUAGUAAGAGAAAUUUUGGUUCAAUCGAUUCAUUAUAUGAAACAGUGGAUUUGCCUAGAACUAAUUUACCGACUCCAAUGUUAACGUCGACAACAAUGAUACAACGACAACAACAACAAAAACACUUCAUGGAUUUCGGAAAUCUUGUCAAUAGCGAACAUUUACGUCAACAUCGACGUAGUUGUAUGGCAUUACCGCCAACACCAUCAUCUUUAUUCAAUGUAAAAGCACCAAUACGUUUAAUCGGUGAAAUGGAUGAUUGGAAUUUGCCUAGUUGUUCUGAUGAUUCGGAAUAACUAAUUUAUGAUUCAGAGAAAGGAGAAGACAAUGAGAAUUAUUGUAUAGAUCAAAGAUUUUUAAUGAAAAUAUUCAAUUUGUAAACGAUUUACAAUGAAAAUCAAUCCAUUCUUUAUUUAUUCCCAGCUUCAUUGUGAUACAUCCGUAUCACAGUUUUGAUUAAAGGAACUUCCAUUCACAGUGGAAACUGCUUCCGAGUUUUUACUGUGAGCAUUCAAAUGAUGAGUUUUGGAAAACAUUGAUAAAUAUGUGUAGUUUGUUUCUCUACAAUUCGAUUGUACCAUUCACCAAUCUUAUAUGCAUGCAAAACCUGACGCUGUUUAGCUGAAGAUAUUCAGUGAUCUUUCUGUAUUCCAUUGAGGUUAUCUUCCAAGAAAUGUUAACAUUCAGUAGCAAAAUCUCGUUAAUGGUUUUGGUUUAGCAAUGUGUAUUCGGAUAUAAUGGUGAUUAUUCUGUGUGUAUGUUACUAUCUUGAAACGCCAUAUUCUGUAGCUUCUUGUCAAAAUGAUAUUUUACAGACUUCCAUGUUAUAUAAAACUUGCUAAUGCUGGUAAGAAAUAGAGGAAAUAAAGAUCUUCGUAGCAAAACUAUGAGCCUGAGUUCAAUCUGUGUUAGCGUAUUUAGAAGAUAUCGUUGACUAAGACGAAACAUUUGUCUUUUCGGUACUUCCUGGUUGUCAAUGAUUGUCUAAAAUCAUUUAGUGGUGUAAACUUUGAAAAGUCAACAAUCUUCUAAUGUGAUUAAUUCGAAAACUAUUCAGUUUACUACACAGAAUAGUGAUAUCAAUAAAUGAUUUCUCUCUGCUUUUUUUCUUUGUUUCCUCAUCCUGUCCGAAUGCAUUUCUCAUCAGGAUUACUCCAAUUUUGUUCUACUCUUAGAUCGAAUUUUCUUAAACUCCAUUCUCAAAAAGAGCCCAGACAUUGGUACCAUUCAAAUAUACAUGAAUUUCAUUCAGCUGUUCAAACAUAAAACCAUAUCAUCUACUGACAACAAAUUAUCCACAUAUACCUCUUUCCAUGAUCCAGACCAUAUAUAUUACUUAUUUCGUUAUAUUCUUAAACAGAUUGAAAAAUCCUUUACUGAACUGUAAGUGUCUUCCAGCAAUACACUUUCUCAUUCACUCACUCACUUCCUUUCUCUCUCCUUAUAGAUAAAUUCUCAGUAUGUUCUUGACUUGAUAUUUCUUACUUUUCUGACUGUAACAGAAUAUUUCUAUCAAUCUCUUUUUUUGUUUAAAUGAACAUCACUUUCAUUCAUUGAUAUGUAUAGUUAUGAGUAUGAACGUAUUCCUUUUCGAUGAUGUUGUCUUCUCUAAACUAGUUAGGUUAGUUACGAAGCUUUGAAUAUUCUUUGCAAUUGAUCCAUUCAUUUCAAAUAGUAUGUAUGAUAGAUGGUUGGAUUCAACUGAGCUACCAAUUUUCGCGUUAUAAAUGUCCAGUUGAAUUUUCAAUUUUGGUAACACACAACGUACUCAGUUCACACUUACCGUUUCUACAAUUUCUUUCAUUGAAACUCAUCUUCACAUCUUGUACAUUUUUUAGUGCAUAGAAUCUAUAAAAUCAAUAUCGUACACAUAUCUCCUACGGUAAACUGCAUUCAGUGGUUUGUUUUCAAACAUUAGCAAAGUGACAUUUCACGUCUCUGUUUUCCUUAAUUACAAUUCCUUUGUUAUAUAUACAUUACACAUGUAAACAGAAAAUAACUUUGACACUAACGCAAUUCUCUCCUCGUUAUUUUGUACGACAAUACUAAAUUAUGCUUGUCCAUUAGUUAAUUAUAAAUAAAAAUCCAGUUUCUCUAUAUUAUUGAGUUUGUGUCUCCACAAUAUAUAUGGGUUCUGUUGGAUAGCCCGCGAGAAUUAUGUAACUCGCUAGCUGGCGCUCAUCAGAAAAGUGCAUCUGAUAAUUUUGGGCGAGUGAUCUACGUGACAUUCGAGCCAGCACCACUCAUAUUUGCAGUCAGAGUUAUUAACACUGACUCCCGGUAGGACUAAGUGAUGAUCGAUUUCAUGUCUAUCUAUUCCUUUCGUGCCGAAUGAACCUUAUCGAUUAAGUUGAAAUGUGGUCACUAGUCUAAUUGACUCGACGCCAUGUGCACUACGUUGAGAUAUUAGGGGAUUGAAAUUAGUUGGAAGAGAAUCCUACCUGAAUUUUAACCUUAG